This is a messenger RNA of Giardia duodenalis, 2112 nucleotides long. RefSeq lists its product as uncharacterized. Lineage: Eukaryota; Fornicata; Diplomonadida; Hexamitidae. The record is from RefSeq and is a predicted model, not a curated record. The transcript has a single exon. Bases 1 to 2112 code for a protein of 703 amino acids.
AUGACCGCUCCUCGAGCUAAAUAUAAUAGAAGGCGGCGUGUAGUACACCAGAAUGAAGAUACAGGGCUACAUAUCCAAUCAAACAGAAAUCCUAGCAAAACCUCACGGAAACCAAGUGUACCAGCCAGUGCAAAAGUAUACACCCUCGUCCCACCUCUUGUUUCACCCCUAACGCUGAUUUCCCCAGAUUUGACAAGGAUCGAGCAAAUGGAAGCAAGAAGACUAAGCCCUCGCACACUUUCCAGCUACUCGUUAACAAAUCAUCACUUUCUAUUGCCACAUAACAAUGACAUAGCCACCAAUAUAAUAAGGCUGUGGAAUUACCUUAGACUCCCCUUUCCGGAACAGCGAUAUGCCAUGCAGUCUUUCAUAGCCAAUGAAUCUCUACUUUUUCCGUAUCUCAAGAGGCUAACUAAGUUUUCCACUCUUCUGCGUGCUUAUGAUCAUUGCAGCAAGGUCCGCAUAGGAUUGCUAGGCCGCUUCCGUGCAAACCUAUAUGGUUCUACUUGUCGAGAUAGCAUCAUAGUAGACCUACUGGAGCUACGGGAGCUCACUCUUUUCAUAGUCUCUUUUGAUAAUGAGGCAAGCACGAUAUUGGGCCGACCAAUCUCUUUAGCAAAGGUGCUAGGUAGGGAUUGCCCCAGUUCGGAAGCUUUCUUCUUUGAUGAAUGCUUAUUCACAGAAGAAACCGUCGCUACCAUGAUGCUAGCAACCCAGUUUAUCAGAACAAUGAGCCUUAUUCAGCUCCAAACCCUAAUCAACAUGUUCUUUGACAGGUGCAUCAACUGGUACACUCCUGCGGACUCUCCCAGCGAUCAGCUCAUUGACUAUGAAAAGAAGGCUCGUAAAAUUGUCUCUCUCUGCUUUCUGCUGGGUUUAGUAGCAGAUGCACAGUUUGAGGGAAACAUCCUCCCAGCUCUUUUCAUGACUCACCUGAUUUCUAUCAAGGGAAGGGAUCUAAUCGCGUUCAGGAAUGAGCUGCUCUCACAAUGCAGUAGUAUGGACCUUGUAUCCUUGCCUACAAAGGAAGUCAAUCAGCCAUAUGUUAAUAUUCCUUUGCAACCUCUCAUUGGUUUAAAAAAUUGCAAAACGAGCCUUUCUGAACCAGAACCCACGCCCCAUCACCCUAUUGUCAACAACGAUGUGGCAGAGACCAUUUUGCUUACACCCAGCGAGGCUUUUCACGCAAUAUUAACCGAUAGGUUCCUCACAGAGAUUGAUGAUGAGUUUUUGUUAUUCUGCAACGACUUAGGGUAUAGCCUUCCACUCAUUCCUGUGGAGCCUAAAGAAACCUUGGUUGAAAUCUAUCGAGUUAUCAAUCCAAACCAAUUUCCAAACACCUCCACAAAGAGCCCAGAUGCUACGCUCAUCGACAUGUCUGUUCCGUCGCCUUUUGGGGUGGAGAGUAUCUGGGUAAACACGCCUAACUAUACAGAGUUCUCGAUUGGCAAUGCCUACGAUCGCAGCAUAGAAGGCACAACAGGGCUCAAUCCCAUGCAGUUACUUGGAGAGGAGGAGUAUGACUUGCUAGGGGUUUUGAACUGGCCCAGGGUACACAUCACACCGUUUCUAGUGGAAGGAGCAAGCAAACUAAUGAAGAGGCUCAUCGCUAACAGCAUUGAACGCAGAUCUAAAAGUUUACCCGCUAGAUCUCCAAAAGAAAAUAAACCCCAAGCAAAGAAAAAGAAAGCCCCUCAUAGCUGCAAAAAAAAUCUGAGUCAGCACAGUGAAUCACCUCCGCCACCACCAUCAAUACACACUACCGCUGUGCUGCCUGGCUCUUCAAAAUCCGUCCCAACAAGACCGCGUUUUACCAGAAGGGCUGUCGUAGGUAGUACACGACAAGAUCCGCCUAGUAUGCAUACACAAAAAAGUACUAAGUCAAUCCUUACCCUAAAAGAUUUGGAAAAUGAGUUGACCAAUCGGAUUGGAGAUUUAAAACUUACAAAAGAAGUUGAAAAGCAUAACAAAGAACUAAGCACUCACGAACAAUCCACGGAAGAUAACAAGAUGAUUAUUAGUGCAGAUCUGACUGCAAUCUUCUUGGGACACAGCAGUCCAACAGAUGAAUCCCCUCUGUCUUCCAAAGAGCAGCUUAGAGCAUCCCCAUAA